Molecule: messenger RNA, 4188 nt
Organism: Lynx canadensis (Canada lynx)
Lineage: Eukaryota; Metazoa; Chordata; Mammalia; Carnivora; Felidae
Gene: ADRB2
Product: adrenoceptor beta 2
Exons: 1
Coding region: 217-1473 (418 amino acids)
Biological process (GO): adenylate cyclase-activating adrenergic receptor signaling pathway; negative regulation of smooth muscle contraction; norepinephrine-epinephrine-mediated vasodilation involved in regulation of systemic arterial blood pressure
Cellular component (GO): membrane
Molecular function (GO): norepinephrine binding; beta2-adrenergic receptor activity
Source: RefSeq, a predicted model, not a curated record
UUCUCCAGAGCGCAGGCUGGGUCCGACGCGCCCGGGGAGCCCAGAGCACCCUACAGGCUGAGUGCAGGACGCGCCCCCCAGCACAGCCACCCCACGGCCCCUGGAUGAGGCUUCCCGGCGUCCGCUCGCUGCCCGCAGCGCCGCGCCGGAGGUCCGCCCGCUGAGGCGCGGCCGGUGCGCCGGCAGCCAGUGCGCUCACCUGCCAGCCUGCGCGCCAUGGGGCAGCCCGGGAACCGCAGCGUCUUCUUGCUGGCGCCCAACGGAAGCCACGCGCCGGACCAGGACGGCACGCAGGAACGAAACGACGCGUGGGUGGUGGGCAUGGGCAUCGUCAUGUCGCUCAUCGUCCUGGCCAUCGUGUUUGGAAACGUGCUGGUCAUCACGGCCAUCGCCAAAUUCGAGCGUCUGCAGACGGUCACCAACUACUUCAUCACCUCCCUGGCCUGUGCUGACCUGGUCAUGGGCCUGGCGGUGGUGCCCUUUGGGGCCAGCCACAUCCUCAUGAAAAUGUGGACCUUUGGCAACUUCUGGUGUGAGUUUUGGACUUCCAUUGACGUGCUGUGUGUCACGGCCAGCAUUGAGACCCUGUGCGUGAUCGCCGUGGAUCGCUACUUUGCUAUCACGUCGCCCUUCAAGUACCAGAGCCUGCUGACCAAGAAUAAGGCCCGGGUGGUCAUUUUGAUGGUGUGGAUCGUGUCGGGGCUUACCUCCUUCUUGCCCAUCCAGAUGCACUGGUACCGGGCCACCCACCAGGAAGCCAUCAACUGCUAUGCCAAGGAGACCUGCUGUGACUUCUUCACGAACCAAGCUUAUGCCAUCGCCUCCUCCAUUGUGUCCUUCUACCUACCCCUGGUGGUCAUGGUCUUCGUCUACUCCAGGGUCUUUCAGGUGGCCCAAAGGCAGCUCCACAAGAUCGACAGAUCUGAGGGCCGCUUCCACGCCCAAAAUCUCAGCCAAGUGGAGCAGGAUGGGCGGAGCGGGCAUGGACAUCGCAGGGCCUCCAAGUUCUGCUUGAAGGAGCACAAGGCCUUGAAGACUUUGGGCAUCAUCAUGGGCACGUUCACCCUGUGCUGGCUACCCUUCUUCAUCGUCAACAUAGUGCACGUGAUCCAGGAUAACCUCAUCCCUAAGGAAGUUUACAUCCUCCUAAACUGGGUGGGCUACGUCAACUCUGCUUUCAAUCCCCUUAUCUAUUGCCGGAGCCCAGACUUCAGGAUUGCCUUCCAGGAGCUUCUGUGCCUACGCAGGUCUUCUCUGAAGGCCUAUGGGAAUGGCUACUCCAACAACAGUAACAGCAGAACAGACUAUGCGGGGGAACACAGCGGAGGUCCCCUGGGGCAGGAGAAAGACAGCGAAGUGCUGUGUGAGGACCCCCCAGGCAUGGAAAACCUUGCAAACCGUCAAGGUACUGUGCCUAACGAUAGCAUUGAUUCACAAGGGCAGAACGGUAGCACAAACGACUCACUGUUGUAAGGCGGGUUUUUCUACUUUUUAUGACCCCCCCCCCCAGCCAAACACUAAACAGACUAUUUAACUUGAGUGUAAUAAACUUAGAAUAAAAUUGUAUAGAGAUGUGCAGGAGGAAGGACAGCCUUCUGCCUUUUUUUUUAUUAUUAUUAUUUUUUUAAGCUGUAACAAAGAGAAAACACAUUCGAGUGAUUGUUUCUUGUCCAGUUCAGUUCCUUUUUGCAUGGAACGUGUUAAGUUUGUGUCUGAAGGGCUUCGGUCCCAGAGGACCUGGGGCUGCUCUGUUUUGAUGACUUUUCCGUGGAUCUACCUCAUUGGUCAAGUAUUAGGGGUAAUAUAUAUUGCUGCUGGUAAUUUGUAUCCGAAGGAGUCCUUCCUUCCUGCACCCUUGCACUGGAGGAUCUUGAGUAUUUCGGACCUUUCAGCUGUGAACGUGGACUCUCCCCACUCCUCUUAUUUGCUCAAACAGGGUGUCGUAGGCAGAGAUUGGAGGGGCAGGCUUCAGUUGUUUUCCUGAGCAAAGUCUAAAGUUUACAGUAAAUAAAUUGUUUGACCAUGACUUCAUUGCACCUGUUUCUCCAAAAACCCUUGACUGGAGUGUGGUCGCCUCCCCCGCUGGAAACCGCAGGUAACUAUUUGUAAUAACUGCCCAGGGACUUAAUAUGGAAUGAUACGAGAAUGGCAUGCACUGAUUGCUUAACCCUUUCUUUUGCCUUUGAAUCUGCCGCUGCAAACCUGUAGCCCUCCCAGUGCCAGCUCGGCAAAGCAGUUCUCCCUGCUGACAGCAUAGCUUGUCUCGCUGGUCCUAUGGUGAUCAUUCUGUGUUGUUACAUCAGAAACACUGACUCAUAGAAACCGAGUUACGGACAUCUGUUUCGUCCCUCCGUGCACCCUCACCACCCACCUUCCAGUUCCAGUAGCUGCUUAUGUUAUGUAUUCGCUGCAUCUCAUAGGGGAGGUGUUUGUACUGCAUCGGGGUUUGGCAUUUUAAAGAUAAAGGAGGGAGUUCUUAGGAAAAAGCUACUCAAGCACAGCCCUGUAAUUCCAAAGAAAACUGAGAGGGUAUUGGUCAUAGGGAGAAAACUGGAAAACACUUAACCGAUGAAUACCUCAUGACCCGGGAAACAGGAUUUUAACCCCUUCUCUUUCUUUACUUCUGUCUCUUCCUGCCCAUCCCCCUCUUUGACCCUCCUGACUUCAGUAUAAAGCGAGAUGUCUCAGCCUCGGCACUAUUAACAUUUUGGGCCAGGUAGUUCUCUGUGGUGGGGGCUGUCCGAUGCAUCGUCAGCAUUUCAACAGCAUCCCCGGCCUCUACCCAGUAGAUGCCAGGAGCACCCUCUGAAUUGUGACUACCAGAAAGGUCUCCAGACCCUGCCAAAUACUCCUUGAGGGGUGAGACCACCCCUGGUUGAGAUCCGCAGAUAUAAGCUUCACAAAUCUAAACAGAUUUUUAGAGUCUGUCUAAUGCAAUCGCUUGAUUUUGCAAAGCAUCCAAGAGGGAUUUUCCAUGGUUCGCCCAGUUAGUGACAGACCCCAGACCAUCGCUUUCCCCUCCACCCCCCCUGCCUUCCAAACUGGCCUUCCAGCUGCCCUGCCAAUGGCUGGAUUUGUGCAUUGUUUGUUUGGUCGGGUUUAUCAAUGGAGGUGAGGCCGGGGAGUCUAAGACGGCCUUUUCGUGGAGAGAUUCUAAUACCCUUAAGAGGCACAUGAGGGAAAAUCACAAAAGUAAACACAUUUCUUCUCCCACCCCCUUUCUAUUUUUGCACCGUGUGUCUGAGCCAGAGCUUGGCCCAGGUUUGACGGAGAGGACCGUCCUCCCUGGCAACGCCAGCCUGGGGAGGAUCAGCCUCCAUGUUCAUUGCCAUUUCACCCGCUCACCAAGCUGACUCCACUUCUGUCUUCCCUUCUGUCCCAGCCAAGAUCCCCAACCAGAAAAGCAUUGGCUUCCUCUGCCUCCUGUCAGCUCAGUGCUGGGUGUCCGGGUGCACACUCAGCUCUUGGGAGAAAGUUAGGUGCCCAAGGUUUUGGAACGUGCCAUAGCCAGUUGGAGGGUGUGUGCCCUUCGGCACUUUUGCUUCUCCAAGGGCUUUCAUGCCGGUUGUCACAUUCUCCUCCUGCUCGGGGGCCCACACCCAGAGGGGCAGGCAGCUUCUCCAGCAUAUCUUCACCCUUCCGGUAGCCUCACAGCAUCUUGGACUUGAAAGAGUCUACAGAAAGCAUUUGGCAUCCAAAGAGAUGAAAACCUGGGAGGGGGAAUGGCCUGUCCAAGGUAAGAAGCCAAGGAUGUCAGAGAUGGGGCUAUGGCCGGGGAGCCUGGCUGUCACCUGUUAUUCCGGGAGCUGAUGUGCUCUCUCCACCGGAUUGUCAUUGACUUCUGCGUUCACCCUCUGUUGUGGAAGCUUCGCCCUGGGGCUGUCCCCUAACCAAUUCAUUCCGGUGGAUGUUCUUAUUGCUUUUGGGUCCUUAGCACAAAAAUCAGGCAAUGACCGAAUAAUCUGUGGUAGGGACAAGAGAAAGAAUUGUUCUUUUCCUCAGCAAGAGUCCACUAGGACACCCUCAGCAUUUAGGGGGAAGAUACAAGAGUCCUUAAGCCACCGGGAAUUUCACGCCACUCCAGGUAGAGAUUUCAGGUAGAAAAAAAAAAAAAAUGUUGUAAACUUUUCUGUCAUCGUUGUAAGUCCCGUGGACAAUAAACGUUGUUAACCAAAAAGAAAAAAAAAA